This is a messenger RNA of Daphnia pulex (common water flea), 1289 nucleotides long. RefSeq names its product zinc finger protein-like 1 homolog. Lineage: Eukaryota; Metazoa; Arthropoda; Branchiopoda; Diplostraca; Daphniidae. The record is from RefSeq and is a predicted model, not a curated record. Bases 259 to 1107 code for a protein of 282 amino acids. Gene Ontology annotation, cellular component: Golgi apparatus. The transcript has 5 exons.
AGCCCGGGCGGUGGCCCGGGUUUUCAUCGCCUGGGCCACAGCCCUAGGCUCAAGUCAUUAUUCCGCAGUGAUCAUCCGCAAAAGAACUGGCUUCAUUUACACGUGACUGUACUUGCGUCGUCUGCAACUUGCAUUUCUUUCUCUGUAUUCAGAAAAUCAGACGGCGUAAAGUGACACGUCCUAAAACUUCAGACGUAAGCAACUCUCAACACAUACCUAGGCGAUAUAUAUUACAUAGUUUGAGAAAAUAUUGACAAAAUGGGCUUAUGCAAAUGUCCUAAACGAAAAGUAACGAAUCAGUUUUGCUUUGAACACCGAGUCAAUGUAUGCGAAUCAUGUAUGGUAUCAAAUCAUCCUAAGUGUGUUGUCCAAUCAUAUUGCCAAUGGCUAAAAGAUAGCGACUACAGCUCACUGUGUACGCUGUGUUCCACAGAUUUGUCACAAGAUGAUUGCAUCCGACUCAUCUGCUACCAUGUAUUUCAUUUGAAAUGCUUGGAUGCUUACUGUAGACAGUACCCAGUUAACACUGCACCUGCAGGAUAUGUGUGUCCCUCACCCUGCUCCCAUCCAAUUUUUCCAGCAUCCAAUCUUGUUUCUCCAGUUGCUGAUGUAAUGCGAUCAGUCCUUGCUAACCGUCCAUGGGCCAGAGAAGGACUAGGUCUACCUCUGCUGCCAUAUGACAAUGCAGUUGAUUCAAACCAACCAGAAAUUCACCAAGCAAAGAUUGUUGCUGUUCAGAAAGAAGUAACUAAUUACAGUGUAGUCAAUGUUGAGGGAGAUGUUUCCAACACAAUUCACCGCAAUGAACCUGUAAUUCAUGCCAAACGUCCAAUCGGGUUGCUUGCCGACUCGGAUCGUGACGAAAGUAUUAAUAAGUAUAAACGUCGUCCACCGUGGGAAUCUUUUAAACGUAUGCUCAGCAAUUUACUGGACCCUCACUCCAGAAAUCGCCAACGUGGUCAUCUUCGUCGACGCUACGCCUUAAUGUUGGUUAUAGCUGUCUUUGUUCUAUUAUUCAUUUUUGCCAUUGGCUCAAGAAUAUUUAACAGCCCGGUGGAUCUUGAACCGCUAGAUGCACCAUUUAAUCAUAGAGUUGCAUCGAACUAAUGAAUUAAUAAAACCAACAAAUUUUUAUUAAAUAAUACUUUGUCGCUCGUAAAAUUACGUUGGCAUAUAAUUCCCAACCAUGUUAAUUUUCCAUAUUUUCUGCUUACAUUAAUUUGAUACUGUGUAAGUGUAUAUAUUAUAUGACAUUCGAUUAAUUAAAGGUACAGAAAUCGGCUAUUGGA